GGAUAUAUAAGCGAGAGGGAAAGCUUCCUUGGGGCAUUCACUCGAGUCCGCCUUGGUUUUCACUCGCCUCAACCUCAACGCAGCUCAAAGAAAUAAAAAAUGGCCAUCGCCGGUGUCCUCAACGCUGCUGAAGUCAAAGCCGCCCUUGAUGGCUGCGCAGCUGCUGACUCCUUCAACUACAAGACUUUCUUCAAGGCAUGCGGCAUGGCCGGCAAGUCCUUAGAUGAGGUCAAGAAGGCCUUCGCCAUCAUCGACCAGGACAACAGCGGCUUCAUUGAGGAGGAGGAGCUGAAGCUGUUCCUGCAGAACUUCUCUGCUGGUGCCAGAGCUCUGACCGACAAGGAGACAGCAGCUUUCCUCGCCGCUGGAGACAGUGACGGUGAUGGCAAGAUCGGUGUUGAUGAGUUCGCUGCCCUUGUUAAGGCAUAAAUUUCCAUUGACCAAGAUCCACUUCAUUUCAUGGAACUGCGAAACUCCUUGCAAGAUUCAGUAUUCAUCAGCUGAAAGAAUAUUUUUUAUUACUUAUUUAUGAGUUGCCUGUGGAUUAUUUCUCAGCAUGGAACACAUAUUUUACUGUAAUAUAUUACAGGUGUGUUAUAUGUUCUGAAAAAUGACUUGUGCAAACUGUAAAACACCAUCUGCACUUUUGAGGAAGAGUGAAAAACCAGGAAUAAAUACUCUUUUGGUGUAAAUCAAA
Labrus mixtus (cuckoo wrasse) is the source of this 697-nucleotide messenger RNA. Its product is annotated as parvalbumin beta-like. The transcript is spliced from 5 exons. Gene Ontology annotation, cellular component: nucleus; cytoplasm. Gene Ontology annotation, molecular function: calcium ion binding. NCBI's taxonomy places the organism in Eukaryota, Metazoa, Chordata, Actinopteri, Labriformes, Labridae. The record is from RefSeq and is a predicted model, not a curated record. Bases 100 to 429 code for a protein of 109 amino acids.